Peromyscus eremicus (cactus mouse) is the source of this 1174-nucleotide messenger RNA. It is a transcript of the gene Kif25, whose product is annotated as kinesin family member 25. Gene Ontology annotation, cellular component: kinesin complex; microtubule. The record is from RefSeq and is a predicted model, not a curated record. The transcript has 8 exons. Bases 1 to 1113 code for a protein of 370 amino acids. Gene Ontology annotation, molecular function: microtubule motor activity; ATP binding; ATP hydrolysis activity. Lineage: Eukaryota; Metazoa; Chordata; Mammalia; Rodentia; Cricetidae. Gene Ontology annotation, biological process: microtubule-based movement.
AUGCAGGUUCUCCCAGCCUGCCACUCAGGACCAGCCAGCAAAGUGUAUGGCCCAGCAGAAUCUCAGGCAACGGUGUUUGGAGAUAUACGUCCCCUCCUCAUAUCCCUUUUGGAUGGGUACAAUGUGUGCAUUAUGGCAUAUGGACAGACCGGAAGUGGGAAAAGCUACACCAUGUUGGGGCCCCACUCAGAAGGUGACUCUGCACUGCUGUCAGAUGCUCGUGAAGACUUGGGGAUCAUCCCCAGAGCAGCUGAGGAACUCUUCAGGCUCAUUUCAGAAAACCCUUCAAGAAGUCCCAAGGUUGGUGUCUCCAUCGUGGAAAUUUAUAAUAACAACAUUUUUGACCUUCUGGCCAAAGACAGUUCUACAGCGAUGUCUGGGUCUAAGAGCCAGACGGUGACAAGCCAGGAGGGACGUUCAGAGGUACCCAAGCUGACCUGCAGGGCCGUCACCAGUGCUGUGGAGUUUGUGGGGCUCAUCCACAGAGGGAUACAGCUCAGAGUGCAGCACCCCACCCUGGUUCACAAGAACUCUUCCAGGUCUCACUUGAUUGUCACGGCAACUCUGACCACAGCUUCCUCCGUGGGCAGCACCGCCCCACAGUGCAGCCAGGCUUCCCUCCAGAAGAAAGCAGGAGCAGGUAACUGGUGGACUACCUCUCCCCGGGCUUCGUCUCUGCACACCGUUCCAGUGGACUCUGCAGACCGUUCUGGGCAGGUGCUGGCCAAGCUGCAGCUUGUGGACUUGGCCGGCAGUGAGUGUGCAGCAGUGUCUGGGGUGACCGGUGUGGCACUGAAGGAGACCUCCUUCAUCAACCGGAGUCUGGCUGCCCUCGCAGACGUCCUCAGAGCCCUGUCAGAGCACUGUGACCACAUCCCAUAUCGGAACAGCAAGCUCACCCACCUGCUCCAAGAUGCCAUCGGCGGUGAUGCAAAGUUACUGAUGAUUCUGUGUGUGUCCCCUGGGCAGAAGCACAUGGCAGAGACUCUGCGGGCCCUAAAAUUUGGGGCUGGAGCUCGGCAGGUUGAGCGACGACCAUCCAGAAGGAGACCUCCCAGCUCCCAGAUGCAGAAGCCAGGGUUGGGCCUGGCGGGGUCACCAACUCUUCUUUGAGAUGUGCUUCUUGUCAUUGCUUUAGGAUGUGCGUGCUUCAGAAAUAAACAGUGUUCUCUUG